AUGGCGUUCACUGAAGAUCAAAUGCAGCGUAUGCUUACUGCUGUCAUGCAAUCGGCUAGACGACCAGGUAGCUUUACUACAUGCUCGAGUAGGUAUAAAGAGGAAAGAGACCCAGUCAAAGUUGAAGAAUUUAUCGCAACGGUUUCAUGCUUCAAAGAUGUUGAGCAUAGAACUGAGGCUGACGCAAUAAAAGGGUUCCCACUUCUACUCGAUGAUGACGCUCGGAGUUGGUGGCAAGGUGUGAAAUCCGAGGCAAAUACUUGGCAAGAUGUUAUUUCUUUGUUGAGAAACGCUUUCGCUCCCACCAAACCAGCAUAUAGGAUCUAUUCUGAAAUUUUCGAGUCUAAGCAAAGAGCUAAAGAACCUACGGACAAUUUUAUUUGCAAGAAAAGAGCUUUGUUUGCGCAAUUGCCCUCGCCGAGACCAAGCGAAACCAUGAUGUUAGAUUUGAUUUAUGGUUUACUACAUAUUUCGAUCAGGGAUGGCGUACCCAGAGAAAAAGUAGUCACUUUUCAGGACCUGAUCGAACAUGCAAGAAGUAUUGAGCACAGUAUGGCUGAAAAACAACAGUACAACGACAAAACUGAACUCAAAAAACGAUGCUCUUAUUGCACGCAUAUCGGUCAUACUAUUGCGGAAUGCCGUAAAAAGCAAAAAGCAGAAUCUGACGCAGUAAAAUAG
Messenger RNA from Eupeodes corollae, 681 nucleotides. Its product is annotated as activity-regulated cytoskeleton associated protein 2-like. Lineage: Eukaryota; Metazoa; Arthropoda; Insecta; Diptera; Syrphidae. The transcript has a single exon. The record is from RefSeq and is a predicted model, not a curated record. Bases 1 to 681 code for a protein of 226 amino acids.